Molecule: messenger RNA, 3356 nt
Organism: Hyposmocoma kahamanoa
Lineage: Eukaryota; Metazoa; Arthropoda; Insecta; Lepidoptera; Cosmopterigidae
Exons: 7
Coding region: 1-2838 (945 amino acids)
Source: RefSeq, a predicted model, not a curated record
AUGUGCACCUCAACAACAUCAGAAUUUUGGUCUCAAAUAUCGAAGCAGUCCAACACCACCUGGAAACUGACAAACCGCAGCUGUUGUUCCUCACCGAGACGCAGUACUAUAGAUGUUGAGACUCAUACGGCUAAUUGCUUGGACCUAUUGCUAACAACCGAUCCAAACCGAUAUUCUGUGGUUGUGGAAGCACUAUUGGGUACUUCUGACCACUGUCUGGUUAAAGCUGUAUCCGUAUACUCCCUAUCCGAUCAGGGUCCUACUGAUGAUGCACUCAAAACAGAACUAUGUUUCGCUGAAACUCUUAUUGUAAGCUGCGGUCACUAUGAAGUUCCAGAAGAAGAGACAGAUGAAAGUGGCGAGGAAGAAGAGUCUCUGAGUUCCAUUUGGACUUGUACGCCAUCUACUAAGAGUGAACUUUCGGAAGAAGUGAAAGUUGAGCCAUUUGAGAUCAAAGACUAUGAACAAGCAGUAGAAGAAGAGCAAGAAUCAGAAGAAGAAGAUGAUUUUCAUUUUUACUUUUUUCCUGACUGCACUAAACCAUCAAAACCUAGCCACAGUAAAGACAGUCUUCUCAUCGGCCCAGAUGGCUUACCUAAGAUAAAUAUAGCUGCAAAGAAAGGAAUAGUUUGUACCUGCAAAAAAAGGAAAAAAGGAGAAUGUGAAUGCUUUGUUAAACUUCCUUGUCUGUGCGGCGCAAUACAGGAAGCAGAGUGCACGUGUGGCAAAUUAUCAAAUAUUUGCAUUUGCGAUGAGACACCGAAACCUGUUUGUGAAUGUGAAAAAGCAAUGGUCUGUGCGUGUUGUAAUCUACCUAAACCAAUUUGCACUUGUGGUGAUGUAGAAAAACCAUGCGUAUGUUAUCCAGAUAAAUUCCCGUACCCCGUAUGCGUCUGUAAAAGCAAACCUAAGUUUGGAUUCUUGAAAGAAGUAGAAAGUAUCCCAUCUUUUGAAGGUGAAUUUUUUGGGGAAGAUGAAGGACGUGCAGAAGGACAUGAAGGAGAAGCAGAGCAAAAAGAGACAAGCAAGGUACGAAAGCAAAUAGUUAAGACAGUGGUAAGAAAAAUGAAGAAAUAUGAGCAAUCAAAUGAAAGGAGUGAAAAGCGAAGUGAAGGGAGUGAACAGGGAACUGAAGAAUUUUUAGAGGAAAUAAUUGUUGAAGAAGGUAUAGAAGAGUCAACAAAAGAAGGAGGGACGAGGAAGGUUGAGGAGGAGGGAAAAGAAGACGCUUGUGAAUGUCAGAAACCGGAUCCAAAAAAGCGUUGCUUUUGUCUUAAGGGCAAUGAAUGUAUCUGCAGCAAAUACGAGUGUAUUUGUGGUGUCCAGAAAACUUGCGUAUGUGAGCCUGAAGGUAGCGUCGAUUUACCUUACAAAAGUGACGAUUCACCAUCUAUAUGCAGUUGUAAUGUUGCAAGAGUGUGUAAUUGUGAAAAAAAGGGUCUGGAAUGCAAUUGUUUUCCACCUAAAGCUGUUUGCACUUGUAAAAAUCCAAAUAAAUGCAAGUGUAUGAAAGUUUGCGAUUGCAUAUAUCCCUGUAUUUGUGACACCGCGGCGGCAAAGAUAGAGGAAUGUAUAUGUUUGGAUAAAGCCAAACAAAUUGAAAAAGGUUAUAUUUGCACAUGUCCACCGCCUGGUGCUGCAUCGCCUACGGUGAUAAAGAAGGUGCGUGCUGGUAAGCAUGGCUAUCGUUGGUGCCACGAUGUUGAUCCAAAGAAUACAUUCUUUGACUAUGCGUAUGACAGAUACGAUAAAAUAUGUCCAAAAAAACAAGAAGAAGAAAAGUUUAAGAUUUUGGGUUUAUAUGAUGAAAUAAAAAGGCCAGAUGAUGUGUGCCCAGUUCAUGGACUGAAACUUCCACGUUUUAAAAAAAAGAGAUUUCGGAAACCUUCCGUUGACUGUUGCAGUGCAGUAGGAGGUAUAAGCAUUAGCGUAGAAACUCUAGGAGAAGACAGAGGCAAGUUUUUGGUUCACGUUAUAUCGCAUUCAUCCAAAGAAGGGGCCAAAACUGGUUCUAAGCUUGUCAGUAUUUUGGAUAUUAAUCUUCACACACUGGAGGAGAACCGAGUCGAACAUAUAUCGAAGCAGGAGUUAUCUAAAGAGCGCAGAAGUUACAUGGCAAUUUGCGACAAUGGUUACUAUAACAAAGUGACUUACUUAUGCGGAGAGCGAAACACGGUUAAACGAAAUUACCAUCCUUUUAAAGUUGCUCACGACUUUUUACUUGAAGGCGCUAAUGUGGUACUCCUUCGUUAUCUCGGACUUCGCCGGUACAAGGGUACUAUAAAAACAGAUACAGUGCUUAUAAACGGAACUAUUUGUGAAAGUGUCUAUGUGUGCCCUGGAGUAAGUCAAGCCAUCGUAAAUGGUAAACCCCUGUUUGUAGUAAAAGUGGAGCGUCAUAUUAUAGAACCUUCUGGAUACAUUCACCAAACAUUGACAGUUCUUAGUCUCAGAGGCUAUAUGAUCAGCCAUGAAUGGGCUGAUAAUAAUUAUAUGUUCCAUUUGAAUCCAUUGCUAAAUGUUAUUCCUGAAAAGGACGAAAUAGAGCAGCAUGCACCAUUGCGUGAACAUUGGCGUGAUGAUCUUCAACUGCUUUCCGAUUACUUAGAUUACAAGAGCACGAGGUCUUCAGAAGGCGCUCGCUACGUGGCUGAGAAUGGCGUAUUGACAAAUUCAGUUCGAGAUUUUCUACAAGCUGUGCUGUUGUUGAAGCCGAAAGAUGUGGUGCAUUUCACUCGGCAUUACUUCGAUUCGGCGCUCUCCGCUCUAGACUUGCCUCAUAACGAAUAUUUCGAUCCAUGUCCCAAGCAUGUUCGAUACUAUUACUUUGAGGAAUAAUCUCCAGACUUUGUAGAAAUUAACUUUGUUUACUCUUUUUCCUUUAGAAAAAGAAUUUUGUCUUUUUAGGUAUUGCAGAUCGCUUUGCAUCAUUUGUUGUUAAGUGGCUACCACUUUUUUAACCACACAACAUUUUGGCAUUUAAUUGCUUAAUAUAAUAACCCAUUUUAUUUUAGAAAUAAAAAUUGCCAGUGUUUAAAUAGUAUCAUUGCGUUUGAGACAUUGUUCUUAGGAAACGGCUAAACCAAGAUUUAAAUUAAAGCUGGGCUAAUGUGCAUGCACUACUUCAGCAGGAUUAUGAACCCUCGUGAAAGUUAAUUGUCCUUGUUCAAAACGUGGCGAAAGGGUAUCUUGCUUCCUACAUACGCAGGGGUAAACCUUCCUACAAUUUUGCUAAUUACUGGCUUACUGUCAUUUUCGACGUUAAAUGAAUUGGAAUGAGAAAGUUUUUGCCAACUCAUUUAACAUGCCUAUAUACUUUUGGAUAAAUACCUAGAAAAUCAAUAAAAUUAAAAACC